AGAAAGACCGGGAGCGGGCACGAGCACCGGAGAAUCGGCACAGGCACCGGGAAAGGCGCUGGGAACGAGAAAGGGAACAGAACCCGCACCGGGACUGGGGGCCGGGCAGGGAAUAGAACCGGGAUCGGCACCGGGACCAAGAACGGCCACCUGCAGCAGGACAGAAGCACACCGGGGGCACCAGGUGAUAGCCGGACCGGGCUUGAGCACCCCGGGACCGCAUCAGUCAGACCGGGACCAGAGCGGGACAUCUUAGGACCGGACCGGGACACGCCGAAUCGCAGCGGGAGCAGAGCCGGAGGAGAACUGGAGCACAGGGCGUCCCUCUAGGACCCGACCGGGUGUGAGCAGGACCGGGACACAUCGGGGCACACCGGGACCGGACCGGGGGGCGAUGGGGGCGGCCCCCGCUCGCCGCCUCCUGGCCCUGCUGGGCCCCGAGCGCGGACGCUGCGCGGUGGUGGCGGCGCUGAUGGCGGCAUCGGUCCUCGGGGAGGUGGCCGUCCCCUACUUCACUGGGCGCGUCACGGACUGGGUGGCCAGCGAGGAUGAGGUGGCUGCUGCCUGGCCCAUGGUGCUGCUGGGGCUCGGCAGUGCUGUCACCGAAUUCACCUGCGAUGUCACCUACACGGGGACGCUGAGCCGGGCACUGGGACGUCUCCAGCGUCGCAUCUUCGCUGCUGUCCUGCGGCGGGAUGUCACCUCCCUGCGGGUGGCAGGGACCGGGGCAGUGACAGCGCGGGUGACGGGGGAUGUGGAGGCCACCUACGCGGCGGUGUCUGAGGCCCUCAGCCUCUUGCUGUGGUACCUGGGGAGGGGCAUUUUUCUCCUGGUUGCCAUGGCCUGGUUGUCACCUCACCUGGCCUUUGUCACCCUCCUGUCACUGCCUGCCCUCCUGUUGCUGCCCCGGCGCAUUGGCAAGAUCCAGCAGGGGCUGUCACGGCAGGUGCAGGAGGCGCUGGCAGGUGCCACCGCCGUGGCCGUGGAGACCUUCCAGGCCAUGGCCACUGUCCGCAGCUUCGCCCAGGAGGCCGGGAUGGCCGAGAGGUACCACCAGCGCCUGCGUCACCUCUACCGGCUGGAGGGCAAGGAGGCGGCCACUUACACUGCCACCCUCUGGGCCAGCGGGUUUUCAGCCCUGGCCCUGAAGUUGGGGCUCCUCUGCUGUGGGGGACAGCUGGUGGCCACAGGGACCAUCACCACUGGGGACCUUGUCACCUUCCUCAUCUACCAGAUGCAGUUCACCGAGGCUGUGGAGGUCCUGCUCCGCUACUACCCCAACAUGACCAAGGCUGUGGGCUCCUCAGAGAAGAUUUUCGAGUUCUUGGACCAGGAGGAGGGGGUGACACCUGUGGGGAUGCUGGCACCCCAUGUCCUGCAGGGCCACCUCCAUCUUGAGGACGUCUGGUUCUCCUACUCUGAGCACCAAGAGCCUGUCCUCAAGGGUGUGUCCCUGAAGCUGUGCCCUGGGGACGUGCUGGCAGUGGUGGCCCCCCCUGGGGCAGGGAAGAGCACCCUGGUGUCCCUGGUCCUUCACCUGCAGCUGCCGAGUGCUGGGCGGGUGCUGCUGGAUGGUCACCCCCUCUCCACCUACCAGCACCCCUACCUGCGCCUCCAGGUGGCCGCUGUCCCCCAGGAGCCCGUGCUCUUCUCCCGCUCCCUCCACGCCAACAUCGCCUACGGGCCGCGGGGCUGGAGCCGGGCGCAGGUGACAGCGGCAGCGCGCCGGGCGGGUGCCCACGCCUUCAUCACCCGCCUGCCCCGGGGCUAUGACACAGAGGUGGGCGAGCUGGGGGGGCAGCUCUCCGGGGGACAGCGACAAGGGGUGGCCAUCGCGCGUGCCCUGCUGAGGGACCCUCGUGUCCUGGUCCUCGAUGAGCCCACCAGUGCCCUGGAUGCUGAGAGCCAGCGGCAGGUGGAGCAGGAGAUCUUCGGAGCCAGCGGGGCCGGGCGCGCGGUGCUGCUGGUGACAGGGCAGGUGGCCCUGGCCAUGCGGGCACAGAGGGUGGCCGUGCUGGAGGGGGGGCAGCUGCACGAGCUGGUGUCCCCCGGGGAGCUCCUGCGCCCUGGCAGCCACUACUGGCACUUGCUGCAGGGUGGGGGACAAGACAGGACAGCCCGGAACGGGGACAUGGAGAAGGAGGGACCUCAGGAGCUGGGGACAACAGAUGCCAGGAUGGGGACACCAAGGGCUGGGGACAGCAGGAGCCGGGAUGGGGACAAUGGGGAUGGGGACAACACAAAACAGGAUAAGGACACUGAGAGCAGGGACAAGGACAGCAGCAACGAGGAUGGGGACACUAAGAGAUGGGAUGGGGACACCAGUGACGAGGAUGGGGAUACCACAAACCAGGAUGGGAACACCAUGGACAGGGAUGGGGACACUAAGAGAUGGGAUGGGGACAGUGAAAGCUGUGACAAGGCACUGUGAGAUCUG
Apus apus (common swift) is the source of this 2437-nucleotide messenger RNA. RefSeq names its product transporter 1, ATP binding cassette subfamily B member (gene TAP1). The transcript has 10 exons. Gene Ontology annotation, cellular component: membrane. Gene Ontology annotation, molecular function: ATP hydrolysis activity; ATP binding; ABC-type oligopeptide transporter activity. Bases 395 to 2431 code for a protein of 678 amino acids. Gene Ontology annotation, biological process: transmembrane transport. The record is from RefSeq and is a predicted model, not a curated record. Lineage: Eukaryota; Metazoa; Chordata; Aves; Apodiformes; Apodidae.